Messenger RNA from Arachis duranensis, 3537 nucleotides. Its product is annotated as pentatricopeptide repeat-containing protein At1g12775, mitochondrial. NCBI's taxonomy places the organism in Eukaryota, Viridiplantae, Streptophyta, Magnoliopsida, Fabales, Fabaceae. Gene Ontology annotation, molecular function: protein binding. The record is from RefSeq and is a predicted model, not a curated record. The transcript is spliced from 7 exons. Bases 1092 to 2462 code for a protein of 456 amino acids.
CUUUCCUGCAGCACCUCCCAGCGCCGGCGAAGUCCUUCCACCCACCACCUCGCAGCGCCGCCGAAGCCUUCCUCCCAGCGCUGCCGAACUUUUUCUCCCAGGACCUCCUCGCCGACAGCACCACCCUCGCGGUCGUCGACACUACACCACCCAACACCAUCCAGUAGCCAGCAGUGCACCACACCCGGCGCCACCCACAGCACCGUUUCUGGCCACCCGCAGCAUCGAGCCACCCAGCAGUCCAGCCUAGCACCACCCAGCAGCGUUUCUAGCCACCCACAACACAGCACGGCAAGUCAUGUAUUCUCCUCAUAGCAAUUGCAGGCAUAGAGAGGUUUGCAUAUAAAGGGGUGGCAUCAAAUUUGGUUACAUACCUAACUGAUGUAGUGAAGCUAAGGAACUCAUCUGCUGCAAAAAUGGUUAAUAGUUGGUGUGGCUUCACUUCCAUAAUGCCCUUGUUGGUGGCACCCAUUGCUGAUGCUUAUUAGCACAAAUAUUCCACAAUUAUGGCCUCUUCUUUCCUCUAUCUUAUGUUUAAUUAAACGAUUGGAUCGUGUGCUCGCGAGGCGCGUCUCGCCUGUCUCCUCCGUCUGUGCUGUGUGCUCAGCCGUUCGCGUCUUGCCGCGCCUCCGGCGGUGAGUGCUCGAGCUGUGCUUCCUGCAGCCGUGCAGUGUGUCGUCGUCGUCGUCCGCCAUCACAGUACCCAACGCCUAGUGUGCUCCACUGCUCGCGUCUUGCCUCUCUUCCUGCAGCUGUGCUUCCUGGUGAGUGCUCGCGUCUCGCCGCCCUGCGGCUCCGUCCCUCCCUCGCCUCCUUCCGUGGUUGUUGCUGUCUGAACUGCUGCUCGUCGUCCACCUUCUGCCUUUGCAACAACAGUCCGUCCAACUCCUGCGCCAUCACCAUUCUCCAUUUCUCCUCCUGUAUCACUACUCCGUGUUGUUGCCACCAGUGUCUUUGCCACUUGCGUCUCUUCUUGCCUCUUCGCCGGCAGCCCUCGCCUCUCUGGCCACUUCUUCCCCCAUCCCUAGCAAAACCUUAUUGAGAAGCGAAGAGAAAGAGAAAGAGAACCGUAAGUAACAUGCCGAAUUGCAAUGAUAAACAACAGAAGAUGUGGCCUUCUCAAAUUUGUUUCUCUUCGUAAUGCUUCUCGCUCUUUCUCAAAUGCAAAACCUGAUUCCCAUUUGGCAGCAACAUUAACCGCUAAGAAGAGUGUUUUUGGGUUCCACACUAACAUUGAUGAUGCUGUUGCCUUUUUCAUUCGCCUCAUCAAUGAGCACCGCACUCCAUCUCAACUCGAACUUGGUAAGAUUUUGAUGUCUGUUGUUAACAUGAAAGAAUACCCCACUGCUAUUUUUCUUUUUGCACAAAUGGAGUUUAAGGGUAUUGCUCCUUCCAUGAUUAGUCUGAGCAUGUUGAUUAAUUGUUUUUGCCGUUUGGGUCAAAUGAACUCUGCUUUCUCUGCAUUGGCCAAGAUUAUCAAGAUGGGUCAUGAAUUGAAUGUUAUAACACUGACCACACUCAUCAAAGGGUUCUGUAUAAAUGGCAAGGUUAGGGAAGCCCUAGGGUUUCAUGACAAGCUAAUAUCUCUAGGUUUUCAGCUUGAUGAGGUUAGUUAUGGGACCUUACUUAGUGGUCUAUGUAAAAUGGGGCAAGCAAGAGUCGCCAUGGAGCUUUUGCAAAAGCUAGAGAGUUAUACAGUUAAGCCUAACAUAGUAAUGUACAGAACAAUUAUUGAUGGAUUGCGUAAAGAUGGUCUUGUAAAUGAGGCACAAAAUUUGUUCUCAGAGAUGAUUUCUCGAGGAAUUUAUCCUGAUGUUGUCUCAUACAAUUCUCUGAUGCAUGGUUUGUGUUGCACCGGUCGUUUAAAAGAAGCAACUCAAUUGUUGAAUGAUAUGGUUGUUAAAGACAUUAACCCAGAUGUAUGUACCUAUAACAUUAUAGUCAAUGCAUUAUGUAAAGAAAGAAGAAUAAUAGAAGCCAAACAAGUGUUUGAUAUGUUGAUGGACAGACGAAUCAAGCCUGAUGUAGUCACAUACAAUGCAUUAAUAUAUGGAUACAUUUUAACUGGCAAAGUGGAUGAAGCAGCAAGUUUAUUUGGUGAUAUGAAGAAAAUUGGUCUGGCUCCUUGUGUCUGGAGUUAUAGUAUUAUGAUAAAUGGAUAUUGUAAACACAAAAGAUUGGAUGAAGCUGUAACACUCUUUAAGGAGAUGCUCCAGAGAAAUUUGGUUCCAAGUACUGUAACAUAUAAUUCUCUUAUUGAUGGCUUUUGCAAAUCAGGGAGAAUACCUGAUGUGCAAAAUCUUCUUGAGGAUAUGUAUGCUAGAGGCCAGCCCCCAAAUAUUAUUACUUACAAUAUCUUAUUAGACGGUUUGUGUGAAGGUAGUCAUCUUGAUGCUGCGAUUGAAUUAUUUCAGAAAAUUUUUGGCAAGGGGGGUUGGUCCUUAUGCCAUACACCAUACUGAUCGAUGGAUUCUAUAAUCACGGGAGACAUAAAACUGCUAAAGAGGUUUUCAACCUUCUCCAUAAUAAAGGUUGGCGAGAUGUCAAAGCAAUUGAUGCUAUGAUCAAUGGGCUGUGUAAGGACUAAGGAGGGCUUGUUCGACAAAGCAACAAGCUUGCUAUCAAAUGGAUGACAAUGGUUGUGCUCUAGAUGAUGUAACUGCUUUCGCAAUUGUUCAUGCUCUUGAGAAAAAUGAAAAAGAAAAAGCAGAGAAGCUUCUUUGGAAAAUAAUCUUUAUAGGCCUGUUGAAGCGAUAAAAUAAGUAUAAAUAUGUAGAAAUCAAACCAACAAUAUAAAAACUUAGAAUGGAACUUGAAGAUUAACAAAGCAUGACCUACCAGCUAGGUAGGAUUUGGGGAAGCAGCAAGUAUGUUUUUCUUUGCUUUGAAGUAUGUGAAUCUCCUUUGAUCACCACUGUCUCAAAUGCUCUUUAUUCAUCGAACAUCAUGCCUCAAAAUGCAAAAUCAUGGUUGGUUGAAUUUGAUUAUGGAAUCCAUUCUAGAAUUCGUCCACCAUCCUUUUGUGUGUUAGUACUUUAAGAGGGGAGUGGACAUUUUCGCACUGUAAUUGAUAAUGCCACUCUUCUAUUGUAUGUAAUUUCCAACAUAUCUUUAAACUCCACUAAUUCUAGAAAUAUUAACUUUAUACAUCUUAUUAGAUGAGAUUCGACAUCGAAGCUUCUUGCUAUAGGAUUGUGAAAACCUUAUAUUCAUUAUGUAGUGUAUAGGCUAGAAAGUUCUAGUUGCUAUAGGAGGUUAUGUCGUUGACUUGAAGUUCCUAUAAAUAAAAUACUACUAGGAGCUUUGAAUUGUGUGUACGAGGUGAAUUGUGAAGUGUGAAGGGGAGAGUGAUAAUCAAAGAGUAGCAGUGAGUGAGUGAGUGAGCAAGUCAAGUGCAGGUGUGAGAUGUAUAGAGAGCAAGAACAAUUAAGGUCUAGUGUAUGCAUCAUUAGUAAGGCCCGAGUGUAAAUUGUGUCUCAUUAAAUUGUACUCUUGUGUUUAUAAAUUUUUAAAAAAAGUCAUAACUUUUGUGUCUCA